AUGGCUUCCUCCCUCUGCGUGAAGCAGUCUGCUGCCCUGGCCUUCAGCUCUGCUCUCAAGAAUGCCUCCUCAAGCAGUGCAGAGAGGAGCGUUGCGUGCACGCCUCGCAGCUUGGCGGCUCGAGGACCUUCCGUACAGCCAUUGAAAAACAAGGCAACAUCAUCCGAGGGGUUCAAGGCGUCUGGCGUCCCGGCCAGCUCUAGCUUUUUGACUGGUUCCACCAGCUUCGAUCCCCAGGCAGAGGCGAGACCCUCCCCCCAGGCUCAAAGCAACGCCCCUGGUCUCACAGUCCAUGCUGCAUUCCAGAGCAAGCAGCUUGCAAACAGGAAAUUGAGGGUGGCGGUUGUUGGUGGUGGGCCUGCCGGAGGGUGCACUGCUGAUACUUUGGCUAGCGGGGGCAUCGAAACGUUCCUGUUUGAGCGGAAGCUUGACAAUGCCAAGCCCUGCGGUGGCGCUAUCCCGCUGUGCAUGGUGGACGAGUUUCAGCUGCCCCCAGAGAUCAUUGACAGGCGCGUGACCAAGAUGAAAAUGAUUUCGCCCUCCAAUGUGGAGGUCGACGUCGGCAGGACGCUUGGCAAGGAGGAGUACAUUGGCAUGUGCAGGCGUGAGGUGUUGGACGGUUUCCUGCGGGACCGCGCCAAGGCGAACGGCGCAAAUGUCAUCAACGGGCUGGUGCUCAGGAUAGAUGUUCCUAAGGACGACGAGAGUCCCUAUGUCCUCCACUACACAGAUUAUGCAGAGGACUCCAAGAUUGGAAAGGCCAGCACUGUGGAGGUCGAUGUGGUGGUAGGCGCUGACGGUGCCAACAGUAGGGUUGCCAAGGCGAUUGACGCAGGGGAGUAUGAUUACGCCAUCGCUUUCCAGGAGAGGAUCAAGAUCCCCGAGGACAAGAUGGUCUACUACGAGAAUCUGGCUGAGAUGUACGUUGGUGAUGACGUGUCCCCCGACUUCUACGGCUGGGUGUUCCCAAAGUGCGACCACGUGGCCGUGGGCACAGGCACCGUCAUCAACAAGCCCGCCAUCAAGAAGUACCAGACUGCCAUUAGGAACAGAGCCAAGGACAAGAUUGCAGGAGGAAAGAUUCUGCGAGUUGAGGCCCACCCCAUUCCUGAGCACCCUAGGCCGAGACGUGCUCAGGGCCGUGUUGCGCUGGUGGGAGAUGCUGCAGGUUAUGUCACGAAGUGCUCAGGUGAGGGCAUCUACUUUGCUGCCAAGUCCGGAAGGAUGUGCGCGGAGGCGAUUGUGGCGGCCUCCGAGAAUGGCGCCAAGAUGGUGACGGAGGGCGACCUGCGGGUGUACCUGGAGAAGUGGGACAAGCAGUACUGGGCCACCUACAAGGUCCUCGACAUCUUGCAGAAGGUCUUCUACAGGUCGAACCCAGCUAGGGAGGCCUUUGUAGAGAUGUGCGCCGACACGUACGUCCAAAAGAUGACCUUCGACAGCUACCUGUACAAGACGGUCGUCCCCGGAAACCCCCUCGAUGAUAUCAAGUUGGCAAUCAACACCAUCGGAAGCCUAGUCCGGGCCAAUGCCCUCCGGCAGGCGGGCAAGGCUCUCGCCGCCUGA
Messenger RNA from Klebsormidium nitens, 1566 nucleotides. NCBI's taxonomy places the organism in Eukaryota, Viridiplantae, Streptophyta, Klebsormidiophyceae, Klebsormidiales, Klebsormidiaceae. The record is from the annotation of a GenBank genome assembly.